Messenger RNA from Annulohypoxylon truncatum, 2111 nucleotides. RefSeq lists its product as uncharacterized. The record is from RefSeq and is a predicted model, not a curated record. Gene Ontology annotation, cellular component: Smc5-Smc6 complex; nucleus. Gene Ontology annotation, biological process: DNA repair. The transcript has 2 exons. Bases 489 to 1817 code for a protein of 442 amino acids. NCBI's taxonomy places the organism in Eukaryota, Fungi, Ascomycota, Sordariomycetes, Xylariales, Hypoxylaceae.
UAGGUACCUACUUAGUACAAUUCAAUGUUCAUGUCGUACCUUCCUGAUUUCAACUGUCUUGUUGAGAUACCUACCUAGUAGGUACCCUUUGUUAUAAUAUCACAGCACAACCUUAGAGAUUAACACUUUACUUUGAACAAAGUCUACUUCCUCGGCGUCAGACCUCCUUCACACAGCCAAACCUCUGGAGCCCAUAACUAUGUACCUAUCUUAGGUAGAUACGCCUUUUUCCAGCCACAGAUACGAGCCACAAAUCGAGGACCGGUUUGCAACCCAAUUUAAUUCGGAGUCGCGUCGAAGUUAAGUGGACGCGGUCGACGCGUCUCCUUACGCGAAGCACACAACGACAACUGGCAGCAUGGUAUAGUGAUAUCCAUAUCUCGGAUAUCAACUUUCAAGGUCACAUCUACUUUGUACGAAAAGGGUCUUGAACCCAUUCACCACUUCUGAUUAUUCAUUUAUCGGAGACUAUCCCCCAUUCCUCCAUCAUGUCAUCAGUAGCCUCCUCCACCCCUGAAGAGUCUCCGGGCUCCACACCAGUUCCGGAGGAUCGUCACAAUCUGGUUAUCAGAGAUAAAGGCAAAGCACCCGAGAGCUUGUCGAAAAGAAAGAGAACUUUGACAAAUGGCACAGAGCAUGCCAGUUCGAGGCGGCGAACUCGCGAGCCUGAGUCUGAGGCUGGGAUCGAGGAACAGGAUUUUGAUCCGGACCAAUCUAUGGAAGAGCGACGCAAUCUUCAACGUGGAUAUCGAGAUCUCCUUCGUGAUCUUCAUGAGAACAACGACGAAUAUCUCAAGCUAGAUUCAGUUGGCUUACACGAAACUUUGCGUAAAGCCAAUGAGCUGUCAUCUAAUGUGAAGCAAACUACCGAGGCUGCCAUAGAUUCGAAGCUCUUAGUUAGCACAGCUGAUGCAUCUUACCGCAAAACCGUUCGCCUAACUUCAGGUAGCGUUGCUCAAGGGGUUGAUGUUGAGGAAUUUGUCUCGAAAUGUAUUACCUACAUGCGACUAGGAUCCGGCAUCACGGAAGAUGAUGCACCAGAACUUACCUCUACACAACAACACAGAAGAAGACCUGGUCGAAGCAGCUUGGAUGAUGAGGGAGACUACGAUGACGAGAUUGGUGAUGAAGGUGACAUGUUCAACUGGGAGCAUCUUGGUCGAUUUGCUUGCCUUCCUCAUGUCCGACGUCCAGCUACCCCUGGUUUUCUCCUCGGCCCUCUCUCUGCUGAAGUCAAGAGAAGAAAGAUUACCAAGCGCAGUGCGCCAUUCAGGCCUAAUAACUUGCAGGAAACGAGACCCGAGGUUCUAGAUGCCGAGGCGGUGCAAAGAACAGAAAAGAAUGACCUUACCACCAUCUGCUCAAAGAUCCUUCACAGACUGAAGCAGGUGCAGGACGAGGCUCAGGAUGCUGUGGAAAGUGCUGUUCUGCGCGGAGCCAGCGACGAAGAGGCGCAGAUAUUGAUGGACCGCCACGGUCUUAGAAGUACAGGCGGUAUCGAUCUCUUGAAGUUCGUCGUAAAUCCGCAUUCCUUCGGUCAAACCGUGGAGAACAUGUUCUACGUCAGCUUUCUAAUUCGAGAUGGCCGUAUCAAGAUCGACUUUGACGAUAAAGAAUUACCAACUCUUCACCCCGUCGAUCGUGAGGACGAAGCUGCCGCCUCGAAGCAUCGUGCCCAAAAGCAACAGGCUGUGUUCUCCAUCGAUAUGAAGACUUGGCGCGACAUUAUCAGCACGUUUAAUAUUACCGAUCCCAUCAUAGAACACCGCCAGGAAGAGAGCCAUCAAGGACCCGGAUCUCGGGGUUGGUACAAUUAGUCUUGAUGUUGCUAUCAGCUGUACAAUCAGAAAACGCUAUCCACGGAGACCCUUAGAUGAGGUCCAUAGAUGCUGCUUUGCACAUUGCAACGGAGCCCAGAGGUGUCUUUACUGUAUGUGUAGCCGCCCGUCAGAUACCCCGAACCAGUGGAAGAGUUCAAUUGUAAUAAAAACUUUGUACAAUCCAUUAGCCGUAGAUCGCUCCUGAAUACCUCGAUGGGCAUCACUAGAGCUUUGUGGUCGGUUGCAAGUUGCUAGCUGAGCCACCAAAAUAAAAUACGGUCUCUACAAUGC